Molecule: messenger RNA, 2462 nt
Organism: Magallana angulata
Lineage: Eukaryota; Metazoa; Mollusca; Bivalvia; Ostreida; Ostreidae
Product: TNF receptor-associated factor 4-like
Exons: 6
Coding region: 678-1847 (389 amino acids)
Biological process (GO): tumor necrosis factor-mediated signaling pathway; positive regulation of JNK cascade; regulation of apoptotic process
Cellular component (GO): plasma membrane signaling receptor complex
Molecular function (GO): zinc ion binding; protein binding
Source: RefSeq, a predicted model, not a curated record
UUUAUAACGGGAAGUAUUAUUCUCCACCAUUUCCUACUGAGAUCAAGUGGAAGCUCAUUGUGUAAAGUCAAAGCAUGACAUAUGGCCAUCCUGGAAGCUCCAAGGCUUUCAUGCUCGCUUCAGCGGGAUCCACGACAGAUAGCUUUCAUAAUGAAGCAAUCGGAAGGAAGCACUAAGCAGUGAAAGAAGGCUGCUGCAUGCAGGCUGUCAUUCAAAUGCGGAGGUCACUCGGUGCACAAUGAUGAGCUGCAAUUAUGGUUUCAGGGUUGAAACUCAUUUAACCCAGCCGACUUUAAUAUUCUUUAUCAGGAUCUUUUUUAAUGUUAGAACUUCGAUCAAUACAUGCCUGUCUCUCCAGUAUAAUCUGGACCAAACAUCAGGGAGUUUGCAGGGAUUGGAGAUCUGCACUUUGUCCCGGGCCUGAAGUGGCUUGUGGUGGCUGAUUAUGGAGAUAAGGAUCUAGAUUGGGGUUUGAUUAUUCUUAUUAGCUACACAGGGCAGGCUUCUGUUCAUUACCUGAUUUUCUCCACCAUUAAACUUUUCACUGGAUGGAGCUUGACCAGGCUGGGUCAAUCACAUUGAUCAGUUUCUGUGUCAGUCAGGCCCCAUGUAAGGAAACUAUUGCAGUUUGGUUUUGAUUUUAGAUUUACCCAGAUGAGGAGCUAACGACGGAAGUGAUGAACAGCCUGGUCAGAUGUCGGAACGUCAAAGAUGGCUGCCGCUGGGUGGGCAAGCUCCAGAUUCUACAGGUACACCUAGAUGAGUGUCCGUUUGAUGCCCUACCUUGCCCCCUAAGAUGUGGUGCAGUGCUGCCCCGCCUAGACUUGGAGGACCACCUGGAAUUUACCUGUUGCAGGCGACAGGUGGUGUGUGAAUUUUGUUCCAAAAAAUUCCCAGGAGAUGUCUAUGAAAAGCAACACUCUGGUCAGUGCAUAUCGGAGGUCAUGUGGUGUGAGAAUAAAUGUGGUGCCCGGCUCGAGCGCCGCUUCCUGGCCAACCACAUGAGGAACGAGUGCCACAAACGGACGGUGCUCUGCCAGUUCUGUAGCAGGGAGUUUGUCCAGGAGACUCUACAGACCCACCAGUACCAGUGCCCUAGGUACCCUGUGGUGUGCCCCAACAGAUGUGACCCCACAAAGAUUCCCCGAGAGGACCUUGACCUCCAUGUGACAGAACUUUGUCCUUCAGCAACCAUUUCCUGUUCCUUCAGAGAUGCAGGAUGUAAACAUAAGUGUCCUAGAUUCAGCAUGGAAAAGCAUACAGCAGAGAAUGUACAGCAUCAUCUUAAACUCAUGUGUGACCUCUCAAAAACUCAACAAACUCAAAUCACUCAGCUGUGUAAUGCCUUAUACUCACUCACCCAUAUCACUGACGGUGAAUUCAUCUGGAAAAUCUCAAACUACAAGCAAAAGUUUUUGGAGUCUGCUUACAAGAGUGUUGAACUUGUCAGUGAGCCAUUCUACACAGCCAGAUAUGGAUACAAAAUGGCUGCCUCUGUGUUCCUGAAUGGAAAUGGUGCAGGGGAGGGAAAAUACUUGUCCGUGUACAUCAAGAUUCUCCCCGGGGAGUACGACAACAUUCUGGAGUGGCCGUUCAUUUUGCCAAUUUCGUUUUCGAUUUAUGACCAGAAUAUUGACUAUGAUCUGAGAGCUAACAUUACCGAGAGCUUUGUUCCAGAUCCGACCUGGAAACAUUUUCAGAAACCGGUCAAGGACACAGGUGCACUGGGAUUCGGGUACCCCAAGUUUGUGUCCCACGAAAUCCUGAAGACAAGAGACUACAUCAAAGACGACAGCAUCAUCAUCAAAGUGAAAGUAGACAGUUACAGAAACUGCACGUCUCCAUGACUACCUCAUUAACAAUCAAACAAACCAGUCAUGAUAUUUAUUUGUUGUUGUUAUGAUAUACAUCAAUUACUAUUUUGUGAUUGUAAAAUGUGCUAUUUUUAUCUCAGUCUUCUCUUACUAGUUCUUUCUUUCCAUCUUCCCCUUUAUUUAUAAUUGUGAAACUGUAUGCGUGUGUGUAUAAAUAUUACUUUAGCAGGAAUGGGUAUAUCAACUUUUUAUUUUAGAGCAAUGAUGAAGAUAGUUGGUGCAUUCGAUGAAAUUGAAUGCAUUUAACUUCUGCAUUUAUCAUAUUUUCAUCAUGAUUGAGCAAGAAUGUCUGUAUAAUAUAUUUGUAUGAAUUAGGGCAUCUGUACUUUAUAUGUGUAUGAAUGGGGAUAUCUGUACAAUAUAAUAUAGUGAAUGAAUGACGUUAUUUGUAUGUAAAUGAAGAUAUAAUUAUGAAAGCUGUGUGUGAUUGAAUCUACCAGGCAUGUCUUGCCAUCCCAUCAACAUGACUGUGUGUAGAUGAGUAGCGUUAUGUGUGAUAGGAACCGUUAUGACACUGUGUGACUGAAUGUGAGUGAUGGAUGAUUGGCCACAAACUUGAUAAUCCAAAAUAAAUAAUUAAAAAACUUA